AUGCCUGGUCUUUUCCGCAGAUACGAUGAGGCCCUGGCCAGAGAGGAGUACAUGCAGCACUUGAGGAAUGUCGCAGCCACACAGAACCUCUCGGAAGACACCAGGCAGCGGUCGUUGGGCUUGACGAUAGGCUUCACCGUCUUUGCGACGGUUGUCGUCGCCAUGCGUUUCCUCGCCCGGAGGAAGCAAGGGGCAGCCAUCAUGGUGGAUGACUGGCUGACUGUGGUUUGUUUGUUGGUGCUGUUUGGUAACAUGGCCAUCAACAUCUGCCUCAUCAACAUCGGCGUCGGUUUACACACGGGAUCUCUAACCUACGACCAGCUGGCCGCAAUGAACAAGGCGCUCAUCGGGGCAGAGAUCCUCUACUUUACGGGCGUCAACAUGUUCAAGAUCUCGCUGCUGUUCCUCUUCAUCCGCAUCUUCCCCGUCGCGAGCGUUCGCAAGUGGGCCUUUGUCUUUGGCGGCAUCUCGACGGCCUGGAACGUCGCGUGCAUCUUCUGCGCCAUCUUCCAGUGCCUGCCGCAGGAGAAGCUGUGGAAGCCGUGGCUGCAAGGCGGCUGCAUCGACCUGUUCCUGACGCAGCUGUGCGUCAGCGUGCCCGUCAUCCUGCUGGACAUUUGCAUCCUGCUGCUGCCGCUGCCCCAGGUCUGGAGGCUCAACAUGAACAGGACCCAGAGGGUGUUUCUGACCAUCAUCUUCCUGCUCGGGUCGUACGUUCUAACAACACCCCCUUCCAAAUCCCUUCAAACAGACACACUCGGAGACGGCAUCGCCUGGAACAUAAUCGAGAUCAGCAGCGGCAUCAUAUCCGGCUGUCUGCCAACCCUGGGGCCCUUGGCCCGGCCCAUCUUCAAAGGCCUGACGAGCAUCACGAGCAUCAAGGCCAGCAAGUACGGCAGGCCAUCCAACGCGGGCUACUCCAAAGACGCCCGGUGCAACACCGACGUCGCCACGGGCGGCCACGGCAGCAGCAGUCGCCACAACAGGAACCGGAGCAGCCUCGGCCUGACGGCGUCGUCGUCGUCCCACGCCCACUUUGGCUCCGGGGACAUGCUGGCCGCAGCGCAGGCCGACGACCAUCUGGAGCUCGACGCCAUCAGCUCGCACACCAGAGGCGCCAGCGGCGACGGGUUCCACGGAAGCCUGGACUACGGCCUGUCCGAGGCGGGCGGGAGGAAGGACUCGCAGAUCGACUGGGUCAUCCACGAGAUAGACGAGGGUGGGAGCAGCGAGGGCCAUCAGACCGCUACAAAGUAA
This is a messenger RNA of Pyricularia pennisetigena, 1257 nucleotides long. RefSeq lists its product as uncharacterized. Bases 1 to 1257 code for a protein of 418 amino acids. The record is from RefSeq and is a predicted model, not a curated record. NCBI's taxonomy places the organism in Eukaryota, Fungi, Ascomycota, Sordariomycetes, Magnaporthales, Pyriculariaceae. The transcript is spliced from 3 exons.